CACACACACACACACACAAGAAAACAGACUCGAAACGACUCAAACUUCAUCAACACUUACCUGGUUCGAAGCGUUUUGAACAUUAAAGGAAAUUAUGAUAUCGUUUUUGUGGUGAGUGAGUCUACGACAAGUCGUUUGGGAAGUUAUUAUUACUAUUCCCCUCCAACGGUUACAUUAUUGUGUUUUUCUUGGCCCGGAAGGUGUUUUUUUCUUCUUGUUGCUCAAAACGACAACAACAAACAGCACAGAAAAAGGAAAAAAAAUCUUGUUUUGUGACUCUACCAAAAAACUUCAGUGUGGUCUGUGUGUUGGCCGAAAGCCUGGAUCAUCGCUCACGAAAAAAAUUCUUGGGACAUUUCUGGCCAGCCAAUCACAUCAAUCAGCAGAAGCAACCGAGAGAAUUGGUACUUCCAAACAAGGUGGUGUCGGAUGUAGCGGACUCGUCUUCGCUCUUCACUACGCAACGAGGCCUUCAACGAUGAGGCUGUGCGCUUUGGCCGGCGUCUUGGCCGUUCUGGCGCUGACAGGACGAGCCGACGCUUUCUGCCCAGUCGGUUGCCUUUGCGACGAUGAAACGCUGCAGGUGACCUGCGACGAAGCCAAUCUGGAAGUCAUCCCAAUCACCCUCAAUCCUUCCGUCCAGCGUCUGGUGCUCCGACAAAACAAGAUAAAGACCGUUGACGACACGGCGCUACGCUUCUACGUCGAACUUCUCUACGUCGAUUUCUCUCACAAUAGAUUGGUAUCUAUUCAAGAUAGGACGUUUGAAGGUCAACGCAAACUCAACGAGCUCCGGCUGGAUCACAACAAAAUAUCUGUCAUAGGCAACGGCACUUGGCUGGGACUCAGCCGCGAUCUGUCGAUCUUGUCUUUGAGAGAGAAUUACAUCAGCUCUUUGGAUGAGAGAGCUUUCGCCACAGCCGGACGAAUCCGAGAGCUGGAUCUCGGAAGGAACAGGAUAGAGCAGAUCCAUCCGGACGCUUUUGCCGGCCUUCCCAACUUACGCAUUCUCUACUUGGACAGCAACAAGCUGAGCUACAAUUCGCCGCCCAGCUUCCCGGCUUUCCUGGCACCCCUGCGUCCCCUGGCUGAAUUGAGUUUGGCCGGCAAUGAUCUUCCUUGGCUGGCCGACGGUCUCUUUAGCGCCUUAUCCGAACUCAGUCAGCUGGACUUGAGCGGAUGUGGCGUGCGCAACGUUUCGACGGAAGCAUUCCGAGGCCUGAGCCAACUGCGCGGAUUGAAAUUUCACGACAAUUUGCUGUCGGUCGUUCCGACUCACGCCUGGCCGCCCCUCUCGCAUUUGGAGGUGUUGACGUUGGGCCAAAACAACAUUUCCGUCAUCGAAGCGAAAGCUUUCAGUGGACUGGUGCGGCUGAAGCAGCUGGACGUCAACGACGCCGUCCAGCUGACGUCGGUCGACGCCGACGCCUUGUACGCCAAUCGCGAACUCGUUCAACUUCGGCUGACCAAUUGCAAGCGAUUGUCCAAAUUGCCGGAAGGUUUCCUCGGCCGGUCGGCCAAUUUGCGUCGGCUGGUGCUACGCGACAACGGGCUCACUUCGCUGUCGGACAAAAUGUGGGGGGCAUCGGGUCCCGGCCAAUUUCAGCUGGUCGAUCUCGGUGGCAAUCCGUUCCAUUGCGAUUGUAAAUUACUCUGGCUCAGGGACUAUCUGCUGGGCACGUUCAAGACGACAGUCGGGUCCGUCACGGUGACGCACCACAUGAAGAGGCGCGACGUUGCCGCAGAGAACCAAUUGCUGCCCAUGCCAACAGAAGCCGUUUGCGCCUCUCCGCUUCCAGUGUCCAACAUGGCGCUGUCGUCCCUGUCGGACGACGAGCUGGGCUGCCGGACGUCGCUGAUGCGCUCGCCCCAGUUGGUGGUGGGACUGGUGGCGGCCGGGGCCGCCUGUCUGCUCGUCUUUGCCGCCUGCGUGGCGUGUCGAUUCCGCCGGCGGAUCAGACAGUCGUGCUGCGGAGCUUCCAAGCCGCACCCGACCAAAGCCGAGGACGCGCGAACGCUGUCCAGCAAGUGGAAACCUGCAUCGCCCAACACGUCGUGGGGCAUCAGCGCGCCGGCAGCCAUGAAUCACGGCGUGAGCCUGAUCGGCAACCGAGUGCCGGAAUACCAGAAAGCUUGCUCGCACGAAGAGGAAUGCUUUAUGCGGGCCGUCACGCUCCACAACAGCCUCAAACCGUUCCCGAGGACGGAAUUAUAAAAGACGCAAAUGGGAAACGAGAGAUGGCGGACGGACCAGCCGAAAACGUUUCCAAACGUCCACGACCGAUUUUUUUGGUUUGCGUUUUUUUUUUUUUUUUUGUUUUGUUUUUUUCUUUUCGAGUUUUUGAUGUCGAGUCAGUUCGUCUACUUAUAUGACACACAUAUAUAUUUGUAUAAUUUUUCUGUUUCAAAAGGAAUUUGUCAACAGUCCCAUUCUUCCUUGGCUCGCGCCUUUCUUUCACCGCCCUGUCUUUUUUUUUUUAAUUUUUUUCCCUUCCGUUUUUACGCGACGUAGACAUUCCACGGAUUGGGGAUCACUAGUGUCCAAAUUCUUCUUUAAAAAAAAAAAAAUGUAAAUCGAGUCAUGUCUUUUUUUUUUUUUUUUAUAGGUGAUCUCUGUUUGUUUCCCUUUUGGUUCUUUCUCGUCUCUUUCUUCUUCUUUCCCUGUCUCUUUUACUCCCGCAGUGUUUCUGACAGAUCUUCGACUUCACCAUCAAAAAAAAAAAAAGAAAGGAGAAAUUACGAGAAAAAAAAAAAAGAUUUUAUAGAAACUAGUCAUUGGUUCGACAGUGUGACCGUCAACGUUUUUUGUGUAAUAACUUUGUAUAGCGGUUGAAAAAAAAAAAUCGGUGCCAUAGAACAAAAAAAAAAGCGCCAUACGAAAAAAAAAAAUAAUAAUAAUAAUAAAUACUAUAGA
Daphnia carinata is the source of this 2914-nucleotide messenger RNA. RefSeq names its product leucine-rich repeat neuronal protein 2-like. The transcript has 6 exons. Lineage: Eukaryota; Metazoa; Arthropoda; Branchiopoda; Diplostraca; Daphniidae. The record is from RefSeq and is a predicted model, not a curated record. Gene Ontology annotation, cellular component: extracellular matrix. Bases 479 to 2215 code for a protein of 578 amino acids. Gene Ontology annotation, molecular function: protein binding.